AUGCCCGGCUGCAUGCCCUUUUGUGUGUGUAUAGUUGGCUGUUCACUCCUGUGCUCGAUUAAUGCUGCGGUUGUUCCGCUUGAAGGAAACGUUAAUGGCUUACGUUCAAAUGGCUCAGAUAACCUAUCUUCGGAUUCUAAUUACCAGGGGUUUCUUCAUGCAUUUCUUGCGUCCAUUUACGUGAUUCUUAUUUCUGAACUUGGUGACAAGACGUUUUUUAUCGCUGCCAUCUUAUCCGUUGAGCAUCCAAGAUCAGUUGUUUAUGCUGGGGCCAUGCUUGCAUUGAUUACAAUGACAGUCUUGUCGGCUCUCCUCGGUUUCGCCACUGACGUACUUCCUCGCGUUUACACAUAUUACAUGUCUGGCUUCGUUUUCAUGAUAUUCGGCAUUAAGAUGCUUAGAGAUGCAUAUUAUAUGAGUCCCGAUAAUGCGAAGGACGAAUUUAAUGAAGUGGAACAAGAGCUUUCUGCAAACGACAAUAGGGAGCCGACGAGCUGCAUUAGACUUCGGUUUAUUUUACGUAGAUUUCUUUCUCCUGUAUUUGCCGAGACAUUCAUAAUGACAUUCUUGGCAGAGUGGGGCGACAGGUCUCAGAUUACUACCAUUGUUUUGGCAGCACGUGAGAAUGUAAUGGGCGUGAUCGUCGGUGGCGUACUUGGACAUGGACUGUGUACAGGUCUAGCUGUUCUCACUGGUCGUCUUGUAGCCCAACGCAUUCCUGUCAAGUGGCGUAAGUAUUAUUUUUUAUUGUUUCCCUUCGGGUGA
Messenger RNA from Mesocestoides corti, 765 nucleotides. Lineage: Eukaryota; Metazoa; Platyhelminthes; Cestoda; Cyclophyllidea; Mesocestoididae. The record is from the annotation of a GenBank genome assembly.